UUCGAUCUUGGGACAAUGUACGGCGGCAGCUCGAGCUACGGUGGUGGAAGCGAUCGCUACGGCGAUUCGUCGUCUCGACGCGAUUAUGGCGGCAGCAGCAGCUACGGUGGUGGAAGCAGCUAUGGCGGUGGCAGCAGCUACGGCGGAGGCCGUUCGGGUGGUGAUCGAUACGGCGGCGGUGGAUUCGGGGGUGGCGGCUUUGGAGGGGGCGGCGGCUUCGGCGGUGGUGGAGAUUUGGGAGCCAACCUGAACACGAACAUUCAGUGGGAUCUCUCGAAGCUUCCUGUGUUUGAAAAGAACUUCUACUACGAACACCCGGACGUGUCUCGUCGCACUGAGGAAGACACUGUACGCUGGCGCGCGAAGCACUCCAUCAGCGUCAACGGCAAGGGCGUCCCGAAGCAUGUGGAAACGUUUGAAGAAGCAUCUUUCCCUCAAUACGUGCUGGACGAAGUUGUCCGCCUCGGUUUUGCAUCGCCCACGCCAAUCCAGUGCCAAGGGUGGCCCAUGGCUUUGUCUGGUCGCGACAUGGUCGGGAUUUCUGCGACGGGGUCCGGGAAGACUUUGGCGUUUUUGCUGCCUGCCAUCGUUCACAUCAAUGCACAGCCGUAUUUGCAACCUGGUGACGGGCCCAUUGUGCUUGUCAUUGCGCCGACUCGCGAAUUGGCCGUCCAGAUCAAGCAGGAAUGCGACAAGUUUGGGUCGAGCUCGAAGAUCAAGAACACAUGCGUGUAUGGUGGUGUCCCCAAGCGUGGUCAGAUUGAAGAUUUGUCGCGCGGCGUUGAAAUCUGCAUUUGCACACCCGGGCGUAUGAUCGAUUUGCUCAACAUCAACAAGACCAACUUGCGCCGUGUGACGUACCUCGUCCUCGACGAAGCCGAUCGCAUGCUGGACAUGGGGUUCGAACCGCAAUUGCGCAAGAUUGUGAGCCAGAUUCGCCCCGACCGACAGACGCUCAUGUGGUCGGCGACAUGGCCGAAGGAGAUCGUGUCGCUCGCCCACGACUUUUUGAACGACUUUAUCCAAGUCACGGUUGGGUCGUUGGAGUUGACUGCGAACAAAAACAUCACGCAAGUGGUCAAGGUCAUGACUGACAUGGACAAGUACGGCGCCCUCAUGGAUUUGUUGCGCGACGUGUACGAAGGCGGCCGCAUUAUCAUCUUUUGCGAAACCAAGCGCGGUGCGGACGAACUCUGCCGCAACCUCAAGGGCACGCGGUAUGCGACCCGGGCGAUCCACGGCAACAAGUCGCAGGAAGAGCGCGAUUGGGUGCUCAAGGAGUUUAAGGAAGGCAAGGCGCAAAUCCUUGUCGCGACUGACGUGGCCUCCCGCGGGCUUGACAUCAAGGACAUUCGAUAUGUCAUCAACUUCGACAUGCCCAAGAACAUUGAAGACUACAUCCAUCGCAUUGGGCGAACGGCGCGUGCCGGCAUGAAGGGGACAGCAGUGUCGUACUUCACGGCGGAGAACGGUCGCAUUGCUGGCGACAUGAUUCGUAUUUUGUCGGAAGCCGGCCAGGAAGUGCCCCGUGAGUUGGAAAACCUGCGCGGGUAUGGCGGCGGUGGGGGUCGUGGCGGUGGCCGUGGUGGCCGUGGCGGCGGACGUGGUGGCUUUUCCCGUUGGUAGUGAAAGUUUAUAUAAUGACAAACAAAGACGACGCUUCGGGCACCCUCUUGACAUCAUGUAUCUGUCGCUUUGAAUACAACAGAACGCCCUUCUUGAGUCCAACACCUUCGAUCGACGAAGUUGUGUCCCGUUCGAUUGUUCCGGGAUGUGUGAAAUAUACCUUG
Aphanomyces invadans is the source of this 1790-nucleotide messenger RNA. RefSeq lists its product as hypothetical. The transcript has 4 exons. Bases 16 to 1626 code for a protein of 536 amino acids. Lineage: Eukaryota; Oomycota; Saprolegniomycetes; Saprolegniales; Verrucalvaceae. Gene Ontology annotation, molecular function: ATP binding; RNA helicase activity; RNA binding. The record is from RefSeq and is a predicted model, not a curated record. Gene Ontology annotation, cellular component: nucleus; cytoplasm; ribonucleoprotein complex.